Molecule: messenger RNA, 3371 nt
Organism: Salvelinus sp. IW2-2015
Lineage: Eukaryota; Metazoa; Chordata; Actinopteri; Salmoniformes; Salmonidae
Product: Krueppel-like factor 12
Biological process (GO): regulation of transcription by RNA polymerase II
Molecular function (GO): DNA-binding transcription factor activity, RNA polymerase II-specific; RNA polymerase II cis-regulatory region sequence-specific DNA binding
Source: RefSeq, a predicted model, not a curated record
GCUCAGCAGCUGAGCGACAGAAGGGGAGGGAGCUGUGCACACAGAGAGGGAGAGAGAGAGAGAGAGAGAGAGAGAGUGAGAGAGAGAGAGAGAGAGCGAGAAAGGGGAACGAGAGAGCGAGAGAGAGUACUGGAGAAGAGAACUGUUUCCUACGGCUCUGCAGCUUCUGACAAGACGGCCCGAGAACAGGAUGUUAAUGCUUGACGGAAUGCCUGCAGUCCGAGUCAAAGCCGAGCCCCUGGAAUCGGAACAAGGGUCCCCCAAAGUACACCGCUACCCCACGAUGGACGCCGUCCCCCUCCUCCUGAGCAAAGUCAAAUCUGAACCUCCUGAGGACCUGCUCUCCCACGACCCCCACUUCCAGACGCAGACCGAGCCCGUCGACCUGUCAAUCAACAAGCCGCGCCCCUCCCCCCCGUCCGUCACCUCCACCGCUUCUCCUGUCACUUCCGCUUUCUCUCCGUCCUCCAUGUCUUCUUUAUCAUCAUCCUCCUCCUCUCCGUCUGUCAUCACAUCUGCCUCAUCUGUGCUCACACCCGGGCCCCUGGUGGCCCCUGGAGCCGGUGUCCAGGGUCAUCAUCAUCAUCAUCAUCAUCAUCAGCAGCAGUUUUUGCACAUCCUGCACCCUGUGCCGCCGCCACCCUCCAGCCCCUUGAACCUGGGAGGGGUACAGGGCAUAGGAGGAGGAGUAGGGGGAAAGAUGGGGGGCCACCACCUGCAUCGUAUCCCUGUAGUGGUACAGUCACUGCCCCUUAUGUACACCACGGCCGUGCGCUCACCCUCCAGCCUCCACAACAAUGCCAUCAUGCUACCUCUGCUGGACAAUCAUAAGAGCCACCAUAGCAAAGCAUACACAGACCACAACAGCUUGUCGCCGCGGCACAUCAAGAGUGACAGUGACGAUGAUGACCUGCCCAAUGUCACCCUGGACAGUGUCAUCGAGACCGGAUCUACCGCUCUGUCUAUAGCACGCGCCGUACAGGAUUCCAUGUCACCAUUCAGUAUUGAGAGCAUACGCCGCCCACGGAGGUCAGAGUCGCCCGACUCCAAGAAGAGACGCAUCCACAGGUGUGACUUUGAGGGCUGCAAUAAGGUCUACACCAAGAGCUCCCAUCUAAAAGCACACCGGAGGACGCACACAGGUGAGAAGCCAUACAAAUGCACCUGGGAUGGCUGCACGUGGAAGUUCGCCCGCUCUGACGAGCUGACUCGCCACUACCGGAAACACACAGGCAUCAAGCCCUUCAAGUGUGCAGACUGUGACCGCAGCUUCUCCCGUUCGGACCACCUGGCUCUGCAUCGACGGAGACACAUGCUGGUGUGAGACAGUUUCAGGGUGAUGAUGUCAUCAGACGAAGCAGAAGCACACAUUUACACACACACACACAUCGCCGCAGGGGGGAGCGGGGUCUCUCCCUCAAUGUGGUUCAGCUGGACUGGACACACACUGUUGUCUGUCCGUGAGGCAGUGGGAAGAGAGAGCGAAAAGCACAGAAUGGUGUCUGUCUGUCCACAGAGCAAAAAAAAAACAGGGUCGGUUCUGGAUCCUCACUGACUGAGGAGGGAUGGAACCGGAGAAGGCUCUUUUGUUGUCAUUUUGGAGUUUGGAGUUUUUACGACAAUCUGUCUUUUUUCCUAGCACUGUUCUUAAAUGGUUUCACUUCUGAGUUUUUUUGGAGGGAUGUUCUUCGUUCAUUUGGAAGGAAACUUGAAUCGCAACCGUUUUGUUCUUGUUGUCUUUGUUUUGGUUAUAUUGUUCAAAAUGGCUGCUUUUCUAGCGUCUAUAAUGUGAAAGAACUCUAUGGAUUGGAUGGCUGGAUGAAUGGAUGGAAGGGCUGUAUGCAUGUGUUUUGAAGUAUAGGGCCUUGGAUUGGACAAUGGAAUAAAAAGACACAGAUUCCAAUUUGCCUAUGGAAAGUAUUGUUGCACAGUUCCCGCCGUACAGCAGCUUCCUGAAUCUCUGUGUUUCAGGACAACCCGGCACCAGAGGGUGCCAUCCACACAUAGAUUGUACCUAUAAAAACUGGUUUGAGUGUUCUAGAAUCAGUAUUGUAGAAUAAGUUCUAGUACCAGUGUUCUAGAUUAAGAAGCAUCCGGAGCAUCGCAAUGGACCAGUGAUGUAGAUGCAGAGUUGUUUUUGCUAUUUGUUUUGUUUUUCAUUCAAUGGAUCUUGUUAACACACGAGAUCGACUCAACCACAUUGAGGCUCAUCACCUUGAGCCUCUUCUAAACUUUUUCUUUAAAAAAAAAACUUGAUUGGUGCAUUUUGUGCAGUGAUUAGCAAUCAGUAAAGUGCAAUCUCAUUGGGUAAAUAGAGUUUUAAUAUGGAGACUUUUAUUGUUUCUAGUUUAUUGUAUCUUGCUGUGUAUGCCUGUUUUUGAUACAUUUUCACAAAGAAACAUCAAUCCGCACCCCCAAUGUACAAUGAAAAAUCGAAUGAACAUAUCCGGUAUGUGAAAACAACUUUGAAGCACCUUACAGAUUCACACAUAUGAUGAUUCCAUAAUAUUCAAGGAUUUUGUUUCAUAUCCCUGGUAUUUUCAGUGGAAGGGAUUGGCAUUGUGAUCAUUUGUGUGUUAGUAGUCUAUAGGUAAAGCAUAUUGGCUUCAGUUCAGAGGGCUAACCCGGGAACUCAGUUGCUCUAGUUCAAUUGGAAAGCAAUACAUUCAGAACAGGGAAAUGUGUUCUUGUAUCCUUGUUCUGGUUGCUGAUACCCAAAAUGACCCUAAAUCCCUCUGUUACAGAUAUAUUUCUACCAGUGCCACUUCGUACUCUAUACUACACAUUUCUAUAUUUCUACUGGGUUUGUAGCUACAGCACAAGGGUCUAGGCAAGCUCACUGUAAACAGUUUGGAAAAUGUCACAUUAAUGAUGGGUGGUUGAGGAGGAACAGGUUUUUUCAAAAUGUAUUCAUGAACAGACCUACAUGUUUGUCGAACUUGGAACAAAAUCUCCCCUUCUCUUUUCUACAUCGUAGUACACGAUGCACACAGACAGUUGGCCCUGUAGCUUUGUCUGGCGGUUUGCGAGAGAGCGGUGUCUUUUUUAGUCAUGCAUACACCAAACAUGAUGUGAGGUCUUCAGAUUCAGCUUCAGGUCUACCUUUUCUUGCAAUUUGUCUUGCAUGUCCCUCAAUGACAGAUAUACAUACUGCGGUUUUUACUGUCUCAUCUAUCAUAUCUCAGAGUAAAGGGUUAUUCAACACAGUAAAACCACAUGUUGAUCAGUCUCUGCACAUGGAUCAAAAAGAGAUCUACGGCAAUAUAGAGAUGUUUUUACAGCUAUAGGCUGCCUUACAAAAAUAUUCAGACCCCUUGGAUUUUUUUCAAAUUUAUUGUGUUACAAAGUGGAAUUAAAUUGUAAUUUUUUUG